AUGCUCCUCAACACGGCGCUGUUCUAUAUGAUGCUCACGGAGGCCGCCAUCUGCCUCGUGCUGAGCCUCCCGGUCGGCCAGUGGCUGUCGCACGCCGCCGUGUCGUUCCUCAUGCGCGCCAUCGGGCGCAGAGACUCACUGGCCAACACCGUCGCGACGGUCGUCCUCGCGCUCGUCUCUCUGCUGUUCCUCUCCGACGUGUCGACCGUCUACAAACACCACUCGUCGGACGAAGUGCUGGGCGACGGCCUGCGCGUCCGCCUGCUCACGGCGCAGCGCGACAUGUACAUCACGGGCUUCUGCCUCUUUCUCUUUCUGCUGCUGCGGCUCGUGUACAUUGCGCUGGCGACGAACCUCCGCCUGGAAAAGAGUCUCGAGGCCAUGACGAAGCAGGCGGAGGGAGCGGCCAGUGGCUACACGUCGCUCCUCGAGGAGAACGAGUGCUUGACGAAGCAGACGCACAAGUUGCACGCGCUGUUGGACGACGGCAGUGGCAAUGACGACGCUAAGGGAUCCAAAGUGGACGUCCUGGCGCGCCUGGUGCAGGAGAAUGCCGACCUCGAGGAGCAGGUGCGAGCGGCUGCGGAUAAGCGGACAAAGGCGGAGAAUGAGGUAGCGGCCGUGACGAAGCAGGCGGAAGGACAGAGUGCGGCCUUCAUGACGCUGCUGGAGGAGAAGCAGACGCUGGACAAGCAGCUCGAGACGGCCGCGUCUCAGCGCAGCCAACUCGAGCGCCAGCGCGAAGAGAUCGCGACGCUGACGGCCGAGCGGGACGCGUUGAAGAGCCAGAUCCACGACUACGACUUUAUGUUUGCCGAGGCCAAGAAGAAGGCCGAGUGA
Molecule: messenger RNA, 840 nt
Organism: Hyaloperonospora brassicae
Lineage: Eukaryota; Oomycota; Peronosporomycetes; Peronosporales; Peronosporaceae
Source: the annotation of a GenBank genome assembly